Molecule: messenger RNA, 4446 nt
Organism: Penicillium taxi
Lineage: Eukaryota; Fungi; Ascomycota; Eurotiomycetes; Eurotiales; Aspergillaceae
Product: FG-nucleoporin NUP159
Exons: 3
Coding region: 1-4446 (1481 amino acids)
Biological process (GO): protein import into nucleus; RNA export from nucleus
Cellular component (GO): nuclear pore
Molecular function (GO): structural constituent of nuclear pore; protein binding
Source: RefSeq, a predicted model, not a curated record
AUGGCGUUCAACUUUGGCACAUCCACUUCCAGUGGAGGCAGCCCGUCAGCGGAGCUUGGCCCGGAGCUGUCAGAUGUCUUUACAGACGAGAUUGGAUUCAAAGGCAUCUCUGGUGAUACUAAUAUCCGUUUCCUUCCCACACCCUGGCCCGAGAACGCCCUUCCCUCCCCGACAUGUUCGCUGCUGGCUGUCGCGCAGACAAAUGGUCUUGUUGUUGGUGCUGGUCCCGAUGUCCUUGUGAUAGGAACUACCGAUUCUGUCAGAAAAGCAAUUAGUGCGCCCGGCGAUAAAGCUAAAACGAGGUCUUUCCAACCACAGGUGACAAUUCCCCUCUCUGCGCGUCCAACACAUGUGGCAUUCACUGCAAACGACGAGGCAUUAAUACUGGCCUCUGAGAAUGGCUCGCAAAUUUCCGUAUUCCAGACCAGCACUCUUCUCCAGGGCAACGCCCAACCAGCCGUAUCCGUUCCAACGAAUGGCGCAUCGAUUCGCGCUCUUGUUCCAAACCCCGAUCCCAACUCUUCGCUCGUCGCCCUGGUCACCGCCAACGGCGAACUACUUGUUGCAGAUCUCAAGGCAGGAAAUCUCGUUUCUGGUGCCAACGGCCCCGUUCUAAAGACUGGAGUCAGCAGUGUUGCAUGGAGUAACAAAGGAAAGCAGCUCGUGGCUGGUCUUGCUGAUGGAACAGCCGAUCAAAUGACUCCGGAUGGAGUCGUCAAGGCACAAGUUCCUCGGCCUUCUGAUCUACAGAGCGAAAGUCAUGUGUCGUCUAUUGCAUGGCUUGAGAAUGAUGUAUUCUUCAUAGUGUAUACACCAAAUGCUCUUGAAGAUGACAUGGGCCAAAACCCCGACUCUUCAUACUACAUCAUAACGCGACGAAAACAGGCACCCUUCCUUAUCCAGAAAUUGCCAGACCUUUGCUCAACAAUGGGAUUUGGUAUGAAGCGUACCCCCGCAUAUCAAUUCAUUGCACGAUUGCGCGACUAUAAGCCGUACCUGAAGGACGUCCUCAUCGUAUCUUCCACCUCCUCCGCUGAUGUCGGCCUUGUUACCCGCUCCGAACAACCUUUGGCAAGUGAUGAUGCCUCGAAAGCCCUGGUUGGCCAGUUUACGACCACGGAGGUUGGUGACGACUCAAAACGAGCCAACAUCCCCCUGAAAGAAUCAGCCGAUGAGACUUCUGUCAUUGGUCUGGCUAUUGAUCUGUCGGCAACUGAACCUGUCAUUGCGCCAAUCCCUGGUGCAGAUAUUCAAGAGAGCUCGACUCCUCUCCCGGGGCUGCUGCUGCUUAAUAAUGAUGGCGUUCUUUGUUCCUGGUGGUUCAUCUACUCUGAGGCCAUUCGACAGAAAGUGCCGUAUGCUAGUCUUGCCGCAGGUGAUAAUAACGCAAUGGGGCUGUCCCAGAAUCAAUCUUCAGUGACAGCUCCGGCUACACAACAACCUGCAUUCGGGCAACCGGCUUUUGGUGCGCCCUCGCCAUUUGGUAAACCAGCGGCAGCUCCUUCCUUUGGAAGCCCAUCUGCCAUGGGGGCCACUGCAUUUCCGUCGACUCAGGCACCUGCAUUUGGUACCCCAUCCCAAAUAGGUGGAAUUGGAGCCCCUGCCUUUGGGACGCCAUCUGCUCCAGGUCCAUCUUUUGGAACACCCUCAUUCGGAAAACCAUCUCAGCCUGGCGCUGCCUUUGGCUCAACGAGCACCCCGGGACAACCAUCAUUUGGCAAGCCGUCAUUCGGCACAGCAGCUUCUCCAUUCGGUCAACCCCCCGCUGCCAAAUCUCUGCUCGCCAGUGGUACUGGGCUCUCUGGUUUCUCAGGUGGUUUCAGCAGUUUUGCCACCGCAAAGCCAGUCUUACUGACAAAGCCAGACCAACCUGCAUUUGCAGCGACUUCGGGAACAUCUAUGCUGGCGUCUCAACCACAAACUGGAUCUCCAUUUGGUGGUAAAUCUCAAUCUUCAUCUCCUUUUGGCGGUACAUCUCAAUCUAUAUCUCCUUUUUCCACCUCAUCUUCACAAAAACCCAGUGACGUCAAAAGUCCAUUUGGUACUGGUAACAGUGGCUUCGUUCUUGGGUCUGCUUUCAAGCCAGAUGGCUCUGCUGCCGACAACAGACCUCAGUCUGAUAAUGACAAAGUUAAGUCUGAAAACGCAGCAACAGGUGCUUUUGCUCUUGGAAAACUUGGUGAUUCGAUGUCAACAUCAACACUGACCUCCAGACCGGACUCGGAAGCCAUGGAUGAUGCGGAAGAUUCAGGGGUGUCUGCACCACCGGCUAAAAUUGAAUCUAAAUCCCCUUUUGGUGCGCCAUCUAUGUUUGGUACCUCCAGAACUUCCAGCCCAGCUGGCUCACUGUUUGGCAACAUCUCUGCUACUCAGACGACCACUCCUCAACCCAACUCACAAACUAGCAUUCAAAGCCAAAUAGGAAGUCCUCUGUCAGCUCCUUCAGAGAAGACCGUGACACCCAUGAAAGAGACGUCCAUUUCUUCCAAUUCCCUCUUCCCCGAGGCACCCUUACCGCCUGAUCCUUCUAGUCGGGACAUCUACGCCGCAGGAGAUACUUCUGCUUCAUCAAAUGUGUCUAAAAGUUCAAUGGACGAUGCGCCACUACCACCAGACCCAUACUUCAACAAGAACCCACCCCCCGAGGUUGAUGACGCCCCUCUUCCUCCAGAUUUCAUGUCCAAAGAAUCUGUACCAAAAUCCGAAGAUCAUGAUGUACCUCUGCCGGUUGACUCCACCCCCAAACCUGAGAACACACAGACGGAUGACCCCCCUGUUUUGGUUUCUGACGGCUCAGAUCUAGAAUCAGAGGUUUCAGAUGUGUCAGAGAAUGAGGACGAGGACCUUGGCCCGGCCCCUGAUUCAGAUGUGGAUUCAGAGCAAGAUGACCAUGAGUCUGAUUUCAGUGAUAGCGGAGAGGAGAUUACGCAUGACGAAAGUAAAAUUCCCAGUCCCGGACCCUCGGCUGAAAGUUCGUUCAGCGUAUCUUCUAGUAAGACUCCGACUCGAGGUUUGUUUGGUGGCAUUUCGAAAGCGACAGCGCAGCCACGCAAGCUAUUUGGAGAAAUUGGCUCGAAGCAACCUCUUCUUCCACCGCCUGAACCAGUUACAAAAAUCGGCCUCGACGCUUAUCAGUCCCCUAGUCCUACUCGCGUCACUUCUCAGAAGAACCCACUCUUCGGAAACAAAACCGAUAAGUCCAAGGCUGGCGAUGCUCUUUUCGCUCGCAAAGCUUCAUUGACUCAGAACGCCCAACUGAGAAAGGCCAGCAACACUGCCCAGGAGGAGCAGGCUCGCCGUCUGGCAGCCCAGCGACGCCAGCAGGAGGAAGAAGAGGCACUUGCCUUGUCAGACGAUGACGACGACGAGAAUCUUCGGGCUGACCUUGCUCGUCCCGUUGAGCCUGUGUCUACACUUGAUCCGUUCCUCCCUCACCAAAACUACAUGGGCGAUACCACAAAGCCAGGUAUUCCAGGCAUGAUUGAACGACUUUACCGCGAUGUCAACUCGAUGAUAGAUACAUUGGGUAUCAACGCCCGUUCAUUGCAGUCUUUCAUUAUGUAUCAGGACUCUCAAUCGUCAAACUUCGACAAUAUCCUCAGCAUUUUGCAAAGCGAGGAGCCUGCCAAUGUUUUGGAUGAGGAGGUAUUUUUACAAGACAUUAGGAAGCUCGAAGAUAUCGUCCCUGUCCUCUCUGUUUCGCUUCAAGAAGGGCGUGUGCAAGGUGUAGAGGAAAAACUGGAGCAGUGCCGCGAGUUGAUCACAAAGGACAUUCUUCACUUGCGCGGACAAUGCGCAAGCAUUCGCAAGACCCUCGAUGCCCAUACUGAUGCGAACGCAAUUCUCUUGGCACCUCUCUCCGCAGAGCAGGCUGCUCUCCAACUCGACCUUCGCACCACACUCCUUGAACUCCAAGGUCAAAUGGCCGAUCUCGAGCAGGGCGUGUCCAUGCUACGAGCCAAGCUGGCUGACAUGCCCCGUCCCGAUGGAAGCUCCAGCGGAUCUCGGAAGCGGCCCACCGUUGAAGCGGUCACCUCCACUAUUGCUACUAUGAUGCACAUGGCUGAGAGUAAGAGCAGUGACAUCGACGUUCUUGAGGCUCAGAUGCGCAAACUUGGAGUCGACAUUUCCGCAACUACCCCAAGCCGUGAAGGGUCCCCCUUUACAACGCCGCGCAAGAGCAUUGCUCAUUUCCCUAAUACCCCCGAUGGUAGCGCUUACCAUACACCCGAGUCUGCUUCUCGCGGUGUCAACUUCCGAACCAGCGUCAACGGCUCUGCAAAGCCUUCCCGCCUCCGCAGUGUUGAGGGUAUCGAUGCGAUAGCUGUCCAUGAGGAAAGUGCCCGGUGGAAGGUGAAAUCUAAGCGUCGCGAGCUUUUGAUCGGAAACGUCAAGGCCGCUAUUGAAAAGAAAGAGCGGAAGGUCAGAACCGUGGAUGAUUUAUAG